Molecule: messenger RNA, 1881 nt
Organism: Anneissia japonica
Lineage: Eukaryota; Metazoa; Echinodermata; Crinoidea; Comatulida; Comatulidae
Product: protein AATF-like
Exons: 11
Coding region: 85-1650 (521 amino acids)
Biological process (GO): regulation of transcription by RNA polymerase II
Cellular component (GO): nucleus; nucleolus
Source: RefSeq, a predicted model, not a curated record
UUGUAUCGUGACAUUAAACUAUACGGCAGUUGGUUAAUUAGAAGGAAAGUACAUGUGUGCUGCUCAGUGGUAACAGGCCGCGAAAUGUCCAAAAGAAAAUCCUUUUUUGCUGAUGAAUUCGCAGCUUUGAGCAACCCAACGCCAGAAUUCAAAGAUCCAGAAGAAGAAGAGCAUAUCUAUACGAGAGCACAGUUAGAUGACCAAUAUGAUGAAGAUGAAGAAACUGAAGUAAUUGCACAGUCGAGCUCUUUACGGAGGAAGAACGCAAGCCUUUUAGUCUCUACUGACAAGAAGUAUUCUGGAAAAACAGUUUCAAGAAAGGAUUUACAGAAGGAUUCAGAUGAGUCAACUGAUGAUACUGAUGAAAGUAUUAAUAGCGAUUCUUUUCCCGCAUCGUUCGAGGUUGAGUUCACAGAAAAUGAUGACAUCACAAAACCUGUUCAAAAGAAAAAUACAAGUAUACAUUCAAAAGCUGACAGACAGAAGGCUUUGCAAAUGUUUACAGAAGAAUUAGAUGAUGAGGAAAAUGAUGCAGAUACUGGUAGUGAUGAAGAUAUAGAUGGUAGUGAUGAAGAUAUAGAUGAUAGUGAUGGAGAUGAAGUUGCUAGUGAUGAAAAUGAAAACUAUAGUGAUGAAGAUGAAGUCGAUAGUGAUGAAAAUGAAGUCAAUAGUGAUGAAAAUGAAGUCGAUAGUGAUGAAAAUGAAGUCGAUAGUGAUGAAAAUGAAGUCGAUAGCGAUAAAGAUGUAAAAUCUGAAGGUAAAGUGAUUUUCACAUUUUAUUCUCUUCUGGACCUCCAAGAAAUACUUUUAGUGCAAAAUCCUGAGAGCAAACAUGUGAUUCAGGGUGGAAAACCCCAACCUACAGCUGAUGAUGAUGAUGAAGAAAUUCCAAGUGAUGACGAGGAAAUUCCAAGUGAGGAUGAAGAUGUACAGAUUACCAAAGAGAAUGAUCAGGAGGAUGUGUCAAGUGUGGAAGAUGAUGGAACAAAUGUACCGCCCUCUAAAAGAGAGAAAAGAAAACUGCAGAAUUAUGAAGAAAUUGUUGCAAAAAGGCAUAAAAACUUCCAUGAAUUCAAAAAUAUGACGUUACAGAAAUGGCAUGAUAAAACAAAGAUAGCCUCAGGGAAGAUAAAUAGCAAAUCAUUUAGUUCAUUUGAUCGAUCAGUAUUGAAACAAAUUGAUCAGAUACUUGUUGAUCAGGAUCGACUUUUGAAGAGAACACAGCUUAAGAGAUCGGUGUACAAUGUAGUUGGAAAGCAAGAACACGUUGAAGACACAGAGGAAGAUGAAAGCAAUGGUGAUGUUCCUGUAGUAAAGCAGAACCAGCAUUUAAAGGACUAUGACCCUGAAAUAUUUGAUGAUGAUGAUUUUUACCACCAACUUCUUAGGGAGUUGAUUGAAAGACGUACAGCUGGCACCACAGAUCCUAAUCAAUUGACAAGGCAAUGGUUAGAGGUCCAAAAACUACGGAGCAAAGUUCGCAAGAAAGUUGAUACAAAAGCCAGCAAAGGCCGAAAAAUACGAUAUGAAGUGCAUCAGAAAUUAGUAAGCUUUAUGGCCCCAGAUGAGACAAGUUCUAUGUCGGAUGAAUCAAGAACGGAACUUUACAAGUCACUGUUUGGGCAACGGCUUGAUCACGGUCAUAGGUGAUGAAGGUGCGGAGAUCACUGAAUGUUUCACUUCCGUCUACAUUUACUUUAAUUCAAACUGUUCUGAUAAACAUCAUUUAACUCCAGAAUAAUGUCAUCAUGAGAUUUGUUUGUUUUUCGUCCUUUUUAUAAGGAGGGAAUUUAAUAUAAAAUGGAUUACUUAAAGCAUUUUAAUAAUGUAAAUGAAAGGAGUAUUUUGUUUAAUAAAGAACAACAUCAAAUAACAUUUGCA